Molecule: messenger RNA, 6225 nt
Organism: Mesorhabditis belari
Lineage: Eukaryota; Metazoa; Nematoda; Chromadorea; Rhabditida; Rhabditidae
Source: the annotation of a GenBank genome assembly
AUGGAGGCCUCACACAGUCUUCUCCUCAACGAAGAGGCUCUCCAGAGUUGUUCCGAACCGAGCCGCCCACUCUUCAUCUACGAAUGGCUUCGAUAUCUCGACAAGAUUCUUCCCGUUACGCAUAAUAACGAGUUGAAAGCGAUACAGCCCCGCUUAAUCGAACAACUGCAUCAACGUUUAUUGGGCGGAGUAGGGCCACCGACAAGGAUGUUGUUGGCAAAAUGUAUCUCGAAAACCUACGAUAUUGGUGACAUGUACAGCGUUUCGAAGACGAUCAACUUGUGCAGCGAUAUCUUGGAGUCAAAAGACGAGUCCACCAAUCAGUUGUCGAUUAAAUUAUCAGCUCUUUGCACUCUUGGAAGUUUAUUCGAGAAUCUGAAACGAAUUGCACUUGGUUCACACGAGAUUUUGUUCAACGUGAUGUCAAAAUGGUUAACAAGGGCUGAAUCUCAAGUACGGGGUGAAAUCAUGAGCACGAUGGCGAAAAUGGCAAAAGGACUUGGCUCAGGAGGCUCUAAGAUUCACAAGGACAUGUACAAAUUAGCAAAGAAAUACGCGGAAGAUCGAGUGAUGGUUGUUCGAAAUGCUUCACUACAGUGCCUACUUGCUUUGGUGCCCGCUCAUGUACCAAUUUUCACAACGGACCUCGAAGCGACAAUCACUUUAUGCACAAAGGCCCUCGACAAUAGCAAUUACGAGUGUAGAAUCAGUGUGGCCAAGUUGCUGGCUGUCGUUUUAUCAAAUGCACAUCAGCCACCACCGAAUUGUAUGAUGCCUGGUAAAUCAGUGCCACCGAUCCCAGUAAAACCCCUCCCUGCCGGAGAAUGCCUCCAACUCAUAUCGAUAGCGUUUUUGAAAGGAGGAAUCGGUGGAUGGAAGAGUGGAUCAAACAGUGCGAUGGCUGGUGGGCAACGUGAAGUACGAAUCGGGGCAGUCAUGGCUUAUGUCGAAUGGGUUCGCGAGAUGGGUGCGCUGUGGCUUGAGCGAAAUUUGGCUCUUUUCCUUCGGCAUUCCCUUGAUUUGGCAGCAAAAUGCGGUCCAUUAGCAUAUACAUCAAGCUCAACGCAACAAAUUGAAGCCGUGCAACUACGACGAUGCGUAUCUUUUAUCCUACGAGAAACGGUUGGGCGAAUGCUUUCUGAGAAUGUGCAAUUAACAGCGUGCAAAUAUUUGGGACAACUGCUAGCUGAAUACAUCAAUUCGCUGGACUACUCGGAUCCGACAGUUGACAGAGUGUUGAGCGCUGAGGACUACUCUUCAUGUUUUGCCGCCGAGGUCGCACUGCUGGAAUUGAGCUGUCUUGUAAGACAGAUCAGCACUCAAGUCACACCAUUAUUCAUUGAGGCCUCAGGUAUCAUGGAACCAGUGUUCGCCUGUCUUCUCCAUCCGUUGAAAGCCGUGCGAAUUGCUACUUCUUGGUGCCUUCGUUGUGUUACUCUUGCUGUUCCAUCACUUUUGACACCACUGAUCGAUCGAUGUAUUAGCCGACUUGAACACAUGAAAAGCUCGAGUGAUGCACUCUCUGGAUAUUCACUUGCCCUUUCCGCAUUGAUAGCAGCCAGCGCCGAUUGUAAUCUGGGAAUCCCGAGCGUCAAGUACUCGCAGGUGUUGAAUGUUGCCGAAGAUAUGCUUCGCACGGCUUCCCAACAAAGUCGUCUGGCUGUUGCGAGAAUAGAAGCGGGCUGGCUACUCAUUCAUGCGUCGACUGUAUUGGGAGUGAAUGUGAUGAAAAGCCAGAUGGGACGAGUCGUAGCAUUGUGGAAAGCCGCCUUCCCGAGGAGUGUCAAGGAGGCCGAGACUGAGAAAACUAGAGGAGAUGCGUUUUCUUGGCAAUGUACACUGGAAUCUCGAGUCGGAGCUUUAGCAGCAAUGUGUGCGGUGGCAAGUCAUCCCGAGCUCCUCGACGAACAAGAGAUAAAGAAAAGCAUGCUUUUACCCAUUGAAACGACUCUAAUUCUCAUGUCAAGUGUCGGCGUUUUGAUCAAGAACUUUGGUGUUCGUAUGCGACCUCUCGUGGCGAUGAUUCGAGUCCGUUUGUACACCCUUCUCGGCCAUUUGAACACGAAAUGUUACGAAAAUUUAUUUGCUCCACUUUUGCGAGAACUUGUUGCCGAUCUUACGUUGAGUGAUAACGCGCAGGCAACCCAUUCGACGAGCCUUGCAAUUUCUUUGUGCACUGGAGCCGAAACUACACUUCUUGCGCCGUGGCACGAUUUGAAUGAUCAAAGCAUGUUGGAAAAUACGCUCUCUGCUGCACAUAACGGAGCUGUUGGAUCGCCUGAAUUCGAGAGUACAUCUAUCGUCACAACAUCCGCCACCACACAAUCAACCUUUUGGCCCGAGCCUCUUCCCGCUGAGGUCCGAUGCAUUGAUAUGGCAGUGACAAUCUACGGCAGACUUUUUCCUUUUAUAUCAAGGAAGCACCAAGUACAGAUCACUGAGCACUUCGCAAGCGUAAUCAAAGAGCAAAAGAAUCCGAAUCGACAAAGUGUGAUUCAAAUGAAUGCCCUUUGUGCGAUUGUGUCAGCACUUCGAUCGAUUAGCGAAAACAAGGGAUCGAAAGUCGAGCAAGAGUCCCUAGCAAAGACGAUCUUCGAUUUUGUGAAAAAUGGGAUUACAUCUUCAUCGGUGACUAUUCGAUGUGUUUCGGCGGAAACCCUCGGACGAUUGGCGCAGACUGUUGGCGAUGCUCAAUAUGUUGCAUCGGUUGCUCAAUUUUGUUUCGGAAAGCUCGAAGCGGCCAGGGAUGUGCAGAAUAGGACAGGCUACGCUCUCGCUCUUGGCUGUUUGCACAAACAUGUCGGCUCGCUUGGAUCACCUCAUCAUCUGAAAACGGGAGUCGAGAUUUGUCUAGCGUUGGCCCAGGAAUCAAGCAGUCCUAUAGUUCAGGCCUGGGCUCUGGUUGCUCUGUCGCUAAUAGCGGAGACUGGUGGUGGAAUGUUCCGAGGAUUUGUCGACUCUGUGUUAUCCGUUUGCCUUCGUCUUCUACUCAACACAAGCAGCAGCAACACCGAAGUGGUCCUAUGCAUUGGAAAAUUGUUGAGUGCAUUGAUCACCUGUGUUGGACCAGAACUUGGUCUUCCGGGAAGCAUUGAAACGACACGAAUCUCUCUUCUUUCUGCGUGCGCUCUACAAUUUGCAUUCCCAUGUCCUCUUGUGAAAGCCGAAGCCAUUCAGGGUCUACAACAGAUGCACCUAUUUGCUCCACGUUACGUGAAUCUCCGGCACCUUGUUAUCGAUAUUGCUAGCUUGCUCUCAUGCUACGAUUUGUGUCUACGAAGAGCCGCAGUUUGUUGUUUGCGUCAACUUGUACAACGAGAGGCUCGAGAAGUGAGAGAACAUGCACAAGUAUUAGUGCCACAAGGUGUUGUUGACGAAGGAAAGAAAUUACCGCUACCCGAUACAGGAUUGGAGGGCGCCUUGUUCUCCAUGUUGGACGUGGAGAUUGAUGCGCUUUUGAGAUCCCACGUAGAAGAAACGUUGACAUCACUUGUUCAAGCAACGAGUGGAGAGCUGCUUUCAAAUUGGUUGCUUUUGUGCAAGGAACUUUUGGCCUCGAGUGCGAGUGACACCACAAGAAGCACGCUGAUUGUGGAAGAACCAAAAGAUGAAGAUAAAGAAGAUGAUGAAGAGGGAGCCGAUGACGUUACACUAGCAGGUCCAAAGGGAGCGGUCGCAGAAAAGGGAAAAGUGAUGCCGAGAUGGCCUACGAGGGUAUUUGUUACACAGAUUGUACAACGAUUGAUGACCGUUUGCGAUUCGGAAAGAGCGCAUCUUGAUCUUGCUUUGGCUAAAGAGCUGCAGAUUUCUUCUCAUGGUCGCGGUGAUUAUCUUGUGCUUCACCUUUCGGAUUUGGUGCGAAUGUCUUUCAUGGGAGCGACGAGUGAAAAUACGGAAUUGCGAUUAGCGGGAUUAUUCUCAUUACAGGAUGUGAUCACGCGUUUCUCUGCGGUUCCUGAACCCGAAUUUCCCGGCCAUGUAAUUUUAGAGCAAUUUCAAGCGCAGGUUGGUGCUGCCUUGCGGCCGGCAUUUACGGAAGAUACACCCGCUCAUGUCACAGCUGCGGCUUGUCAAGUAUGUUCAACGUGGAUAGGAAGUGGGGUAGCUAGAGAUCUGAACGAUUUGCGGCGAGUUCAUCAGUUACUCGUCUCAUCGCUUGGGAAGUUGCGUCACGGUUCGAUCAACACACAACUAUAUAGCGAGAGCGCCGCCACCUUGGAAAAACUUUCAAUUUUGAAGGCGUGGGCUGAGAUUUAUGUGACUGCAAUAGAACAAGAGAGGACUCCAGCAGCCAGAAAAGAAGAUGAUAUCUAUCCGUCGGGCUCAAAUGAAUCAUUGUUGUCGCUGGUGCAACCCGAAUUGGAGUCUCUUGUUGGAUAUUGGUUGGCUGCUUUAAGAGAUUCUGCUCUCCUCGCAUUACCUUCACAGUUCUCCGAGCAAUUGCCAACUGAUGGUGGCGCUUUUUAUCAGGCUGAUAGCAUAGAUGCGUCUCGAGAUUACUACAAACAAAGUUGGCCUCCUGUUCUUCUCGCAUCUGCUACUUGGCUAACAAAUAACAAUUUUGAGAUACCGAGCAAUGAGGAGGCUCCGAAAGUUUGGCCGGAUGAUUUGAGGGCAACGCGUCUCCACGUAAUGCUUGGACUGUGUAUUGAAGCUCUCUCAAGUCGGACAACUAGCAUUCAAGAUGAUGCCACUGUGCAGCAAUGUGUCCGUGCGCUAAACGCUUUCUUCUCGUGUGAAUGGGUCCAAUUACAAUUGAUGGGUGAUGUUCGAAUUGCGAUCGAGAUUAUCAACGUAAUGCACAGGCUUGUGCUAACUCGUGAUUGUCCAUUAACUCAGCAAGUUUGCAUCGAUUGUGCUUUCACCAUUCUCGAGGCAGCUCAAUCGGCGAUUCGAGUGAGCACACAAAAAGAUAUCGAAAAUGGAAACGUUGAACCGAUAGCUGCGGAUGUUCCCGAAACUCUUUUUGCUGGUGGAGAUGGGGCGGCUUUUGGAGAAACACCGAGUGGAUACGAAAAGGGAAAGGGUGCCGUUCCUCUAAGUAACACUCUCAGUUACGCUUUCUUGGAGUUAUGUCUUUGUGUGUUGGUCAGACAGAUGCCCCAGUUGAACAGUAGCGCCGUAAUGAAAUCUCGAUCGACGGCUCCAUUACAUCAACGACGUUUCGGAAGAUUGUCAGCAGAAAGCGCUCGACUUGUUCAGUCUGCUGUUCGUCUACUCUCACAGGUUCCCUCUCUCCUUCAUCCAUCGGCACUUCCUCCCACUCUGCCCGUCAUUCUUCAUUUGUGUCUCGGCGUCCUAAGAGAAUCUUCUCGUAUUGAUGAGUCAUCGAUUGUACCCGAUUUACCACCCGGUCAUCUGACAUCAAUUGCAACUGCGGCCAUACAAGCAAUCCGCACAUUGUGCUCGUCUCCGCCCACCUCGCAAGCUGUUUUGAGUCUCUGGUUGACGGUUGUUCGGAGUGGAAUUUACUCGACUUUGCUGAUGAUUGAAGGACCUGAACCCGUUGACGAAUGUGUUGUGUUGGUGGCAGCCGCUCUUCUUUGUGCUUCGGUUCCAAAAGCAGCAGUGCUUGGACAUUCAGAAUCACUUCAGCGACUUUGUGCCUUGGCAAAGCGACAACUGAUCAGCGAGCAUCCACAGGUUAAAAUCCGCACCCUCCAAGCGCUUUCAUCUCUCUUUGGACGAAAGGACGUUACAGCUGUUUUUGCCCGUCAAAUUGGACCGGACAUUUAUGCGCUCAUUAAGCCUUAUGUGGUUGGAGAAAAUGCAAACAAACUAGCACAGGAUCUCUCGGAAGAACAAUUGUGUGUGCUAACGGAAGCCAUCAAGGCUCUUGAAAUCAUUGUCGGAGCAGCUCAUGCUAAAUCAAAAUUGUCGAUUUUGAAUGUGCUUGUUCAAUCACUUUGCGGCUUGAUCAUGUGCACAAAUCAAGAGGAGUGGCGAGCACUCUCAUCGACGGCUCGGAAACUUCACGAAAUGACUCUGCAACGACUGAAUGCAAUUGCACCUCUUCAUCCGGUUGAUUUCAAAACGGUUCUCUCCGCUCAUCCAUCUCUGAAGCGACGAUUGGAAACCGCGCUUCUCUUCCAAACCUCGAGAAUCACGCAAACAAAUCAAAUGCAGAGGCAACGACAAGCUGAAAUGGCUAAGGUGAAUGCUUCCAAUGGCCACCGCCGCCGAAUAGACGAAGAAAUUUUGUCCAGCUUUAUUGCUUCACUUGGU